Hylaeus anthracinus is the source of this 1892-nucleotide messenger RNA. Its product is annotated as protein RFT1 homolog. The transcript has 9 exons. Gene Ontology annotation, cellular component: endoplasmic reticulum membrane. The record is from RefSeq and is a predicted model, not a curated record. Bases 232 to 1890 code for a protein of 552 amino acids. Gene Ontology annotation, biological process: glycolipid translocation; dolichol-linked oligosaccharide biosynthetic process. Lineage: Eukaryota; Metazoa; Arthropoda; Insecta; Hymenoptera; Colletidae.
UUUUUUAGGGCAAUUUCUCACUAGCGAAAACACAAAAAUAGACGAAGAUGCGUGAGAGAAUAUUACUAGACGCGAUAUAUUACAUAUAUAUAGGGGAUCACGACGCAAUUACGUCAUGAAAGCCGUUGGAUUCAGUAUCAUUAAAGUGUUCACAUAACCUCGAAAUUUCGUUGACACCACUUUGGGCGGGAAUCUCGAAAGAUUUAUACUUUCGCACGAUCGUCCAGAAAAAUGUCGCAAACCAUUUUGAAAAGCAGCUUGGAAAAUGCUUCCUUCAAUAUUGUGUUUCAGAUCCUAUGUCGAGGUGUCACGUUUGUUUUAAAUGCUUUUGUUGUCCGACACGUGGGCCAAGCAGUUCUGGGAGUUAUAAAUGUUAGAUUGCUGCUGCUGGAAUCAAUGAUCCUAUUCUUAUCCAGAGAACCAUUCAUGAAAGCAUGUUUAACAAACACAGCAGAACAUAAUUGGGCCCAAGUUGUUAAUUUAUUAUGGAUGACGGUUCCUAUUUGCUUUCUAAUGUCUGUAACAUUUGGAUAUAUCUGGCUUUCUAUCUUAUCAACAGCUGAAGCAUUACCGCCAUAUUACACAUUUGCAGUUUGGGCAGUUGCUUUAUCUUGUAUUAUCGAAUUGUCAUCUUUAAUUGUACAACUGGUUGCAAGUGCAUUUUUGUUUGUUAGGCUGAAAAUUAUACUCGAUACUAUCAUGAUCGCCAUUCGUACCAUGACGUUUGUACCAUUGAUACUUCACAAUCCAGAAAAUGCGUUAUUCGCAUUUGGCGCAGCUCAACUAAUCGCGGCAAUAUUUUAUACUACUAGUCACUAUGCAUAUUUUCAUUAUUAUAUUAAAAAAAUGAAUAAGUGUAAGUUAAAGAGAAGAAUGUCGAUAAAAGACAAUAGCGACGAAUACGUCGUGAGAGAAUUUCCAUUCGAAACAGUAAAAGACUUUUUGCCUGGAUAUCUAGAGAACAAAGAAUCGUACUUAGAUAAAAAAUUGACUAUCCUUACAUGGAGUUUCUUUAGACAAGGAAUUUUAAAACAAAUUCUGACUGAAGGAGAAAGAUUAAUUAUGACAGUAAUGCCAGUAUUAACAUUCACUGAACAGGGAACAUACGAAAUUGUGAACAAUCUAGGUUCUCUAGCAGCAAGAUUUAUUUUCCGUCCAAUAGAGGAGAGUGGGUAUUUCUAUUUUACCCAAAUGAUCAAACGUGACAAACCAAUUAAUGAUCAAAAUCCUGUAAAAAUUCAAGAAAGCGUAAAUGUUCUUACACAUUUAUGUUCAGCCGUCACGUCUAUCGGUUUGGUCGUUUUGGUGUUUGGACAGUCUUACUCGAGCACUCUUUUAUGGUUGUACGGCGGUGCAAAGUUGACUUCGCAUCUACCAAUUCUUUUAAUGCGAGCGCAUUGCUUGGCUAUUCUAUUGUUGGGAAUAAAUGGAGUAACAGAAUGUUACACGAAUGCAACAGCUGACAGUGCAACUAUAAACAAAAGCAAUUUAAUUAUGAUUUACGAGUCGAUCGCAUUCUUAGGUGCAUCGUACUUAUUUGCCAUUUGGUUCGGACCAGUUGGUUUCAUCCUUGGAAAUUGCGUAAAUAUGAGCCUAAGAAUUGUCCACUCAACCAUUUUCAUCAACAGAAGAUAUAAAGAUACGAUAUACCGUCCAUUACGUGGAUUAGUACCAAAGCCAAUGUUUUCCGCUUCUCUUUUUAUAGCAGCUUUAGUCACCAAUGUGUCUCAUACUUACUUCUUCCCUGACGAUAAAGUCUUACAUCUAAUUAUCGGAGUAAUACUGUUUAUAGUUGUACUUGUGUCUUGGAUCUAUGAGCAUCACGAUCUAAUUAGGCUCGGUACAAACAAGUGGUACGAGCGCAGAAAUAGACACAAGAAAAGCGACUGACC